UUUAAAAAAUGAAUGGUAAUUCAAUGCACCGCAAAUGCAAUUCAAUUGCAGUUAAAAGUUCUGAGCUAUGCGCCUGCAUGAAAUGGUUGUCGUACAUUUUGAUAACUUCCAUUGUCAGUUUGUGGUUGCAAUGACUUCUAUUUUAAAAUGCAUUUCAUCUCAAACUUUCUUUUAAGCUAAAUUCAAUCUUAAAACGCAAAUGAUCAAAAAAAUUCAACUCAACUUUAGUUAGGUCAAGGAAUCUUUUAUGCAAGAUUAGAGCAAGAAAUUCAACCUCAGGAGCAAGGAAUCUAUGACUGAUCAAAGCUGCAGUUUCUCACUUAGAAGCAGACAAAUUCGUCGAUUCGGCCUUCGCAUCUUCCUCGGCUCCCUUUUUCUGCUUUUAUUCAGCAAUGUCAGCGUGGUCGUUGUUUUUCAAAACUCGUUUGAAAAAAUUAUCAGAGAGCAAGAGGUCACGGGAUCGAAUCCAGACUAUGUCCAGAGCAACAAUAAAACAGAUUCAGCCUAUGGCUUCAAUGUGAAAUUAAUAAGCAAAAAGGUGAAACUUGACGAGUCACAACUAAUCCAAGAACGUCUCUCUGACCGAAUAGCCCAUGGACCUUUUCUCGGCUGUGACGGCCUAAUUAGAGACAUGGCUCUUCCCUACGCUCCGGCGGCAUUUCACCCAAAAGUCCUCAAUUGGACUCGGCAAUAUUCAUCAACCGAGAUGUGCAAAACAAAAGAUGUUUGGAACGCAACUUGUUGUCAGACUGUUUAUUUUUGGGGCAGUGGAAAAUGCGGCAGUACGACUAUGGCAAUGUUACUCAAACAUGACCCGAACGUUGGUUAUAAAUUUUACGACCCUACUUCCGGUUUUGUCGACGGGGGCAAAGAAGCGUGUUGGGCACAGUCGUCUUCUGGCCAGAAAGAGUUUUUCAAAUUGUUUCCAAAAUCAAAAUGCGGCACUAAUACAUCAGAGUGUGGUAGUGCUAACUCGGAUGGUCAGACCUUAAUUCUAGAUGGGUGCCCGAGGUACUCAAGAAUUACUGAGGCCCGAAAAAUUUUCUGUGCAAAUAAUGAUGCGAAAUUUGUGAUGAUGGUUCGAGAUCCAGUACUAACGGCCAUCUCAGCUCACAACGACAACAACAUCAUCAGAGGCGCACGAGCCCGGGGAUCUCAAAAGGCAAAGCAAACUGUUGAAAAAAGUCAGUACCAUUUUGGCGAGUUUGCAAAGAUGCUCAAAUCUCUACUGCAGUUUUUUCCUCCAGAAAAUGUGCUGAUAGUUCAAGUGGAGUACCUUAAAAACGAAAGUUAUCUUCAGAGCAUAAUGGACGCGGUGCAAACUCAUUUUGGUGCUGUUAGACGAAAAGUGAAACCUCUUCAGGCAAAUAAGAAUCAGGAAAACCCGAACUACACCUUGCCGUCUUAUGUAUCCCUGAAAUCGACACUAACGCAUUUCUGCGAGAAGAGUUUUGGUUUCUACGAAUUAGUCGGAUUCAAAAUGGACUGGAUGCACUCUAUGCAAGACAGAAGAACAACAAAUUACACCAAUGAAAUUGAAAAGACCAUUGAACAGAAAAGAUAAGAAAUUGAUCAGUGACUUCUUGGGUUCUGAAAUUUCUUCUCUCCUUUUACUUUAUUUAA
Symsagittifera roscoffensis is the source of this 1623-nucleotide messenger RNA. RefSeq lists its product as uncharacterized. The transcript is spliced from 7 exons. Gene Ontology annotation, molecular function: sulfotransferase activity. The record is from RefSeq and is a predicted model, not a curated record. NCBI's taxonomy places the organism in Eukaryota, Metazoa, Xenacoelomorpha, Acoela, Convolutidae. The coding region runs from base 293 to 1564 and encodes 423 amino acids.